AUGGAGGGUCUUAUUCCGUUUGUGUACAAAGCUGUAAUGCAAUACAAGAAUGGGAAACAAGGGGCUAUCGGAUCAUGGCUUUGUGACUCACCUUCUUACUCAUACAUGAAACUUCCUGGCGAUUCGGGUCGGUUUCAAACCUCUGCUACUUCUCUCUUCGGGUCAGAUUCUGGACAUUCUUCAUCUUCUUCCAAACCUUCUUCUUCUUCUACAACUCAAAUCAUGGUUUCUUCCCGUGUUCAAUCCCCACCUUGUCGGUUGAAUUCACCUAGAAUUCCAACAUGA
Messenger RNA from Sphenostylis stenocarpa, 285 nucleotides. Lineage: Eukaryota; Viridiplantae; Streptophyta; Magnoliopsida; Fabales; Fabaceae. The record is from the annotation of a GenBank genome assembly.